AUGCGGUUCGCACACGGACCACGCCAUUCACAAUUAUCUUCCAAGAUCGGAACCUCUGGUCUCAAGCUCGAGGACGCAAACGCACUCGGUACCCGGGUGCCCGUGUCCGGCGACGCUACCGUGAUCCUGACAGGCUGGUGCGCCGUCAUCUUGAGCGGUGGCCAUAUUUCCGCAGCCAGACAUCGUGUCCGUCGUGUUCCUGGUGUGCGGAGAUUGAGCGCUUUUUUGUUUGUUGCGCCGGAUCUCGACGUGCCGCUGAAGCCGUUGGAGGGUGUGUUGCCUGUUAGAAAGUUUUCAGAUAUGGUUAAGAGGGGGGACAUGGAUGCUGAUACGUUUAAGCAGGUUAUGGGAAAGAGGUAA
Aspergillus chevalieri is the source of this 360-nucleotide messenger RNA. RefSeq lists its product as uncharacterized. The transcript has a single exon. The record is from RefSeq and is a predicted model, not a curated record. The coding region runs from base 1 to 360 and encodes 119 amino acids. Lineage: Eukaryota; Fungi; Ascomycota; Eurotiomycetes; Eurotiales; Aspergillaceae.